Molecule: messenger RNA, 895 nt
Organism: Rhizophagus irregularis DAOM 181602=DAOM 197198
Lineage: Eukaryota; Fungi; Glomeromycota; Glomeromycetes; Glomerales; Glomeraceae
Source: RefSeq, a predicted model, not a curated record
UUUAUAUAUUAAUUUUAGUAAUAUUCCUAACUAAAAGCACAUUUCAAAGAAAAAAAAAAAAAAAGGUAACAAGUCAAUAUACUAUUAAUAAAAAAUUGCUAUUAUUAUUUUGAACGAUCAACACGCACUGCCUCAAUGUGCUGCGUUACACGCAGAUCGUAUAGUAUAAAAAAAGUAACCAGAAGUUUUUUCUUUCCUAAAAAACUUACAUCACAUCUUUUGACAAUGAAUAAAUCAAAAUUUAAUAAAGUGUGGAUAUGUCGAAAAUGUAAACAAAUAAAUACUGGAAUUAAAUGGUGUCAUACAUGUAAUUCAAAUCAUUUUAAAAACAAUUUCAAAAAUUGGACAAGCGGUAAUGAUGAUAUUGAUAAAUUUUUACAAAAUAUUCAAUUAUCAGCGGACAAUAAUUUUAAGGUAUUAGAGUGGAUACCUUAUGAGAGAUUUUAUAAUAUUGAAUAUAUUGCAAGAGGAGGUUUUGGAACAGUGUAUAAAGCAAUUUGGAUUGAUGGAUAUAUACGUGAACGGGAUAAUAAAAAUCAAAAUUGGAAAAGAUCUGGUCAAUAUACGUUUGUAGCUCUGAAAAGUUUAAAUUAUUCAGAAAGUGUUAUACCAAAAAUUUUAAAUGAGGUAAGAUAUAGUCAUACAUUUACGAUAAUCAUUUAAGUAAUAUUUUUAUUUAACCAUUUUUUUUUUUAGAUUAUAUUACAUUAUAAAACGAACGAAUGUGGAUCAAAUAUUGUUCAAUUUUUUGGGAUAACUCAAGAACCAAGAACGAAAAAUUAUAUGAUGGUUUUAGAAUAUGCGAUUAAUGGGAAUUUACGAAAUUAUUUAGAUAAGAAUUAUAAUAAUUUACGUUGGAAGAAUAAGAUUUUUGAUUUAUGUAAUAUCGUAGUUG